Populus trichocarpa (black cottonwood) is the source of this 2751-nucleotide messenger RNA. RefSeq names its product probable 1-deoxy-D-xylulose-5-phosphate synthase, chloroplastic. Lineage: Eukaryota; Viridiplantae; Streptophyta; Magnoliopsida; Malpighiales; Salicaceae. Gene Ontology annotation, biological process: terpenoid biosynthetic process. Gene Ontology annotation, molecular function: 1-deoxy-D-xylulose-5-phosphate synthase activity. The record is from RefSeq and is a predicted model, not a curated record. The transcript has 10 exons. The coding region runs from base 307 to 2520 and encodes 737 amino acids.
CCUUUAACAGUUGAUACCAUAACAACCUCAAAUUAUGCUCCCUUUGUCAUCUCUGUACUUUCCUUGUCUAAAUUUUAUUAAUUAUUUCACUUAUUCCAUGUGGAUUCCAACCAUUUUUUUUUUUCAUUACCCUUCUUGUCAACUUUUCUCGUGUCUUAUCUGCAGAAUCCUAGAAUCAUUUUACACAUUUUAAGUCAUUAAAUCUUGCUCAGUCGGGUGAGCUUUUAAGCAAUCAAGCAUUGAUCUUUUUGUGCUUUUUGGGACACAUAUUGAACUUUGAGAGGUGGGUUUUUGUUAUUUUUCUUGAUGGGUACUGCAAUUGCUCAGUACCCAUAUGGAAUUACUUCACAUUCUUUUGUGAAAUUCGGUCACAAAUUGGAGAUUUCAAGCUCUAAUUGUCAUUAUAAAGUGGAUAUAUCAAGAUUUAACUUGUAUCCUAGUUCUGUUUCCACCACUGACUCCAAGGUGUGUGUUGGUAGAAUACGUGCUCUACCUGAUAUUGGUGAUAUAUUUUCGGAUAUUAUUGCAACACCAUUACUUGAUGUGGUUGAAAACCCUAUCCACUUGAAGAAUUUAACUAUUAAGGAACUGAAACUAUUAGCUAGUGAAAUACGAUCAGAGUUGUCUUCCAUAAUGUCGAAGGCACAAAAAGACUUUAAGGCCAGUCUGGCAGCGGUUGAACUGACAGUUGCAAUUCACCAUGUUUUUCAUGCUCCAGUGGACAAGAUACUGUGGGAUGUUGGGGAACAAGCAAGAUUCGCAGCUGAUUCUGUUCUUUAUGGAGGACUGUAUAGUCAUCAAAGAGCAGAUAAUAGCAUGCUUAUCGGGACAUAUGCACAUAAAAUUCUCACUGGAAGGAGAUCUCUUAUGCGUACACUAAGACAAAAGGAUGGUCUUUCUGGAUUUACAUCUCGGUCUGAGAGUGAAUAUGACCCGUUUGGAGCAGGACAUGGAUGCAACAGUAUUUCUGCUGGACUUGGCAUGGCGGUUGCUCGUGAUAUUAAAGGGAAGCGGGAACGUAUUGUUACAGUCAUUGGCAAUGGCACAACUAUGGCUGGUCAGGUCUAUGAAGCAAUGGGCAAUGCAGGCUAUUUAGACUCAAAUAUGAUAGUGAUUUUAAAUGACAGCCGACACUCUUUACACCCCAAGAUUGAAGAGGGCUCCAAGACUUCAAUCAAUGCUCUAUCAAGUACCCUAAGCAAGCUCCAGUCAAGCAAAUCAUUCCGGAGGCUUAGAGAAGUUGCUAAGGGUGUUACCAAGAGGAUAGGUAUGUAUGAAUUAGCAGCUAAAGUUGAUGAGUAUGCACGUGGUAUGAUGGGUCCACUGGGAUCAACUCUCUUCGAAGAACUUGGGUUGUACUACAUAGGCCCUGUUGAUGGACACAAUAUUGAAGAUUUAGUUUGUGUUUUACAAGAAGUGUCAACUCUGGAGUCAAUGGGUCCUGUCUUGAUACAUGUAAUAACUGAAGAAAAUCAGUGUGCAGAACAUAAGCAACAGACUGAGGCAACGGGGAACCAGCAGGGAGGUUAUGCAGUGCUAUCCAAUAUGCAUACUCAAACAUAUAGUGAUUGCUUUGUUGAGGCUCUGAUCAUGGAAGCAGAGAAAGACAAAGAUAUUGUGGUUGUUCAUGCAGGAAAGGAAAUGGAACCAUCAUUUCAACUAUUUCAGGAAAGAUUUCCACACAGGUUUUUUUAUGUGGGAAUGGCUGAGCAACAUGCAGUUACAUUUUCAGCUGGCUUGUCAUGCGGGGGGUUAAAGCCAUUUUGCAUAAUUCCUUCAGCUUUUCUGCAGAGAGCAUAUGACCAGGUGGUCCAUGAUGUAGAUCAGCAGAGAAUUCCAGUUCGCUUUGUCAUUACAAGCGCGGGAUUGGUAGGACCUGAUGGUCCUACUAUGUGUGGAGCAUUUGAUAUAACUUUCAUGUCAUGCUUGCCAAACAUGAUUGUUAUGGCACCAUCAGAUGAGGAUCAGCUUGUGGACAUGGUGGCGACUGCAGCCCAUAUUAAUGAUCGUCCAGUUUGCUUUCGGUAUCCAAGGGGUGCCAUUGCUGGAACUGAUCAUUAUACUCGUAGUGGUAUUCCUGUUGAGAUUGGAAAGGGAUUAACUCUUGUAGAGGGUAAAGAUGUUGCUUUGCUUGGGUAUGGUACAAUGGUUCAGAACUGCCUCAGAGCUCAGACCCUUCUUUCAAAGCUUGGCAUUGAGGUAACUGUUGCUGAUGCAAGAUUCUGCAAGCCACUUGACAUGAAGCUUCUCAGACAGUUAUGCGAAAACCAUGCCUUUCUGGUCACAGUCGAGGAAGGCUCUAUUGGAGGAUUUGGGUCCCAUGUUUCACAGUUCAUUGCCCUUGAUGGGCAGCUUGAUGGAAGAACUAAGUGGCGGCCAAUUGUUUUACCAGACAAUUACAUUGAACAUGCACUGCCAAAUGAACAGCUUGCUCUUGCCGGGCUGACUGGACAUCAUAUUGCUGCAACAGUGCUAAGACUGCUUGGUCGCUCCCGUGAAGCUCUCCUUUUGAUGUGCUAAAAAUCUCUAAUUUCUCGUGCAAUAUUAGAAGCAAUGCCCUUGCCGAAUCUGCCUCGGAAAAGAGAGCUGAAAACGGAAGAAGCGAAAGGUGACGCUAGUAUACACAGGCCAUUUUACUGAAUUUUUUUUUUGUGGUAACCUGCAGUUGGUUUAUGAAUUAUUAACGUAAAAUUAGAUUUUCAAUUGUAUAGAAUUGACAAAUGAAAAUACAUGUUUGUAACAUUUAGAGCA